Messenger RNA from Aspergillus ibericus CBS 121593, 1809 nucleotides. RefSeq lists its product as uncharacterized. Gene Ontology annotation, molecular function: zinc ion binding; DNA-binding transcription factor activity, RNA polymerase II-specific. NCBI's taxonomy places the organism in Eukaryota, Fungi, Ascomycota, Eurotiomycetes, Eurotiales, Aspergillaceae. The transcript has 2 exons. The coding region runs from base 1 to 1809 and encodes 602 amino acids. Gene Ontology annotation, biological process: regulation of DNA-templated transcription. The record is from RefSeq and is a predicted model, not a curated record.
AUGUCUGUCAGCCCGCCAUCCAGUGUGCGGGGCAGUCCAAUUCGCCCCCUGAGAUCACGACGGGGAUGCAAAACUUGCAAAUCUCGACGGGUCAAAUGCGGAGAAGAAAAGCCGACCUGUGCCCGGUGCACCAAGACUGGUCGUAAGUGCGAGUACGAAGGCACCACAUUCGGCACAUUUUCCUCCGCGCCUGCCACCGACUCUAUCCUCGACAACCCUCUUUCAUCAUCCCCAAAUACCGUGUGGCGAGAACGCCGCGCGUUUGCCUACUACUUCCAACACACCGCUCUGUUCGUCGGGGGUGGGUUGGAAACUGACUUCUGGAGUACCAUCGUCCCACAAGUCUCCCGGAGUGAACCAGCCGUGUGGGAUGCCAUCAUCUCCCUGAGUGCCUUGUUUGAGAGCCCUGAACCAUGUCCGGAUAUUGCCUUUCUACGCCAGAAAGAUCUCCGCAUUCUCAAUCAAAACCACCGGGAUGCGUUAGGCUGGUAUUCACGCUCCGUGUCUUCCGUUCGUCAGCGACUGGAUCGCGGUGACGGAGACAUUUUUGUCGGACUGGUAAUCUGUGUACUAUUCAUGUGCAUUGAAGGCCUUCAGGGGGGCGUUGAACAGGCAACGCGGCUUUAUACUCACGGGGUGCAACUCAUUCUCACACUCCGUGCCCAAAUCGCCUCCGGGGCGGUAGACUCCUCCAAAGCUGUAUUGUUGGAGAAUAAUAUCGUCCCGAUCUUUGUCCGUCUGGGAGCAAUUGCGCUGAAUUUUUCUGCAGUGCCUGUGGGUGCUUUGCUAUCCGACAGUGAACAUGCCUUGACACAAGGGUUCGCCUCCCUCAGAUCCGCUCGCGAAGGCAUCUCUAUCUUGGCCGCAGAGGCUCAGCUCUUUCAACGCACUUGCCUUGGGCAUCUAGUGAUGUUUCAUCCCUCUGAAUUACCCUACGAGAUUCUGACCCAACAAGCGACCCUGCUAGCCAGGCUAAAGGUCUGGCACGCGGCGUUUACCGACUUGAUGGAAUCCUUGCGCCGAAAAGAUGCUUUAUCACCGCAGCAAAUCGGCACUGGCGCUCUUCUCCUUACUCAUCACGAAAUGCUAUUCAUCAUGGUUGCAACUUCCACAUCGUUAUUAGAGACGACGACCGACGCCUAUUUACCACAAUUCCAGAAUAUCAUUGAGCAGGCUGGCGUCGCUCUAGAUGCUUCGGCUCGAUCAGACGGCUCCCAACCGCCGCUUACCAUUGAACUCAGCGUUGCCAUGCCACUUUGGUUCACCAGCCUCAGGUGCCGAGAGCCCCGGCUCCGACGCAUGGCGCUGACUCUGACAGGCCGGGCGCCUCCGGUGCAGGGGUUCUACAAAUGCGCUACGGGAGUAAGGUUGCUCGAAACGCUCAUUGCAGUAGAAGACAUGUACGGGAUGAAAAGGAAGACAGCUCAAGGAACGACCGGUUCUAUAAUGCCGGAAUCGACGGAUGAGCUCAACGGAUCUAAUCGCCCAGACAGCAGUAGCGACAUAUUCCGGUUUGAUCUUGAAAGCCAUCCCGCCACUCCCGAUCUGGACUACGCCUCGAGUCCAUAUUCAGUGGGCUCAGAAAUGAAACCCGGAACAACCGGAGGUCUCAUCCCGGAAGAGGCACGCAUCAAACCCAUCAAUAUCUUCCGGGUCCAAGACGGCUUUCCGCCAGGUACAGCGGAGGAAGAUAUUGCAAAGUGGAGCCCAUACCGUGAGCAAAGCUUUAUGCACUUCUUGCGGAACGAGCGGGACCCUAUCAGCGGUACAUGGCAUCUAGUCCACGGAUUCACCCCCAUCGAUUACUAG